AUGGCAUCGUACUCACAGUACCUCACCAAGGAACAAGAAGAUGAACUUCGCGGCAUCGCCAAUGCGAUCGUAGCCCCUGGCAAGGGAAUUCUCGCUGCUGAUGAAUCCACUGGAAGUAUGGAUAAGAAAAUGCAAAACAUCGGUUCCGAGAACACCGAAGAGCAACGACGAAAGUACAGACAGCUUUUAUUCACCGCAAGUCCUGAAAUGAGUAAGCAUAUUUCGGGUGUGAUCAUGUUCCACGAAACCUUCUAUCAGAAGACCGAUGAUGGGACGCGUUUCGUUGACGUGCUCAAAAAGCAGGGCAUAAUUCCGGGAAUCAAGGUAGACAAAGGUGUCGUUCCUAUGGCCGGUACCGUAGGAGAAGGUACUACUCAAGGAAUGGACGAUCUUAAUGCUCGUUGUGCUCAGUAUAAAAAGGUUAGUGCAAGUAGACCUCCCUUCUUUCUUUUACAUCUUAAUGCUCGUUGUGCUCAGUAUAAAAAGGUUAGUGCGAGUAGACCUCCCUUCUUUCUUUUACCAACUUACUAA
Molecule: messenger RNA, 531 nt
Organism: Haemonchus placei
Lineage: Eukaryota; Metazoa; Nematoda; Chromadorea; Rhabditida; Trichostrongylidae
Source: the annotation of a GenBank genome assembly